AUGCGAGGCGUUUUAAAACUGUUGCUUUUUGCAACUUUUAUCAUCACAGGAUCUUUGGCAGCCGUUUUAGGUAUUGACUAUGGCCAACAAAAUAUCAAAGCUAUUGUAGUCUCACCACAGGCUCCAGUAGAGCUUGUGCUUACUCCAGAAGCCAAACGUAAGGAAAUAUCUGGCCUUUCAAUAAAAAGAUUACCUGGUUUCAAGAAGAACGACCCAAAUGCAGUUGAAAGAGUUUACGGUUCCGCUGUGGGAAGUUUGGCAACGAGGUUUCCCCAAAACACGUUGUUACAUUUGAAACCAUUGCUUGGCAAGUCAUUGGAGGAUGAAAGCAGCGUGACUUUGUACUUGAAGGAACAUCCUGGCUUAGAUAUGGUACCAACUAAUAGAAGCACUAUUGCAUUUGCAGUUGAUGGUGUGGAGUACCCAUUGGAAGAAUUAGUGGCAAUGAACGUUYAAGAGAUUAUCAAUAGAGCUGAUUCGCUGUUGAAGGAUAGAGAUCCUAGAACAGAAGACUUUGUAGACAAGGUAAGUAUUACAGUUCCCGACUUUUUCGGCCAGUACCAAAGAAAUGCACUCCUUGACGUCAGCUCCAUCGCAACUGGCAUUAAAGAGACGUAUCUAGUUAGUGAAGGUAUGUCUAUUGCUGUCAAUUUUGUUUUGAAGCAACGCCAUUUCCCACCAGGUGAAUUACAGCACUACAUUGUUUAUGAUAUGGGAAGCGGGUCUACUAAAGCUUCAAUGUUUUCUAUAUUGCAACCCGAGGACAUCAAUGAGCCAAUUACCAUAGAGUUUGAAGGGUAUGGUUACAAUCCACAUUUGGGCGGUGCAAAAUUUACUAUGGAUAUUGGUAGCUUGAUAGAAAAUAAGUUCUUGGAAAAUCACCCCACCAUUAGAACCGAUGAGUUGCAUGCUAAUCCUAAGGCUUUAGCCAAAAUCAACCAGGCGGCAGACAAGGCAAAAUUAAUAUUAAGUGCUAACUCUGAGGCUUCUAUCAAUAUAGAGUCUUUGAUUAGUGACAUUGACUUUCACACUUCUGUGACUAGACAAGAAUUCGAAGAAUUUAUUGAAGACUCGUUGUUGGAAAUAGUCAAGCCAGUAAACGAUGCUCUGGCCGAACAAUUUGGUAACUACAAGACCAAUUUAUCCGACGUAAACGGUGUGAUUUUGGCAGGUGGUUCUACCCGUAUUCCAAUUGUGCAAGAACAAUUAGUCAAGUUUGUAUCCGAAGAGAAGAUAUUGAGGAAUGUCAAUGCUGACGAAUCAGCUGUAAAUGGUGUCAUUAUGAGGGGUAUUAAGCUAUCUGAUUCAUUCAAGACUAAACCAUUAAACGUCAUUGAUCGUUCUGUAAAUACUUACUCUUACAAACUAUCAAGUGAAUCCGACUUGCAUGAUGUUUUUAUUAAGGGAAGUGUUUAUCCGAACAAUACUUUCGCAUUGACAAACUCAAGUGAUUCCAUUCCUGAAAGCUUUACCAUUGACUUAUUUGAAAAUGAGAAGCUAUUUGAAACGUACAAAGUGAAUUCUGCGGUGGUAAAGAACUCUUAUGCCUCCGAGAAGUGUCCUGCCGGAGUAGCGUAUAACAUUACUUUCGGUUUGUCCAGUGACAGAUUAUUUUCUGUCCAAGAAGUUAGCUGCAUUUGCCUAAACGAAAAUGACGUAGAUGAAUCAAAGCAAACUAGAAAUAGAAAUACUCGGUUAAACAUUGCCUCCAAGGAAACCGAAAUUCAGAGGCUGUCUACUCCCGAGCUUCUGAAUUUGCACAAUCAUGUCAAAUUACUCGACAAACAGGAUAAUAAAAGAUUUCAAUUACAAGAAAAUUUAAACAUCCUCGAGAGCGACUUAUACGAUGCUAGAAACCUGUUAAUGGAUGAUGAAAUUGUACAAAAUGGACCGAAAUCUCAAGUAGAGAAAUUGUCAGAAAUGGUCAGAGUAUAUUUAGAUUGGCUUGAGGAUGCAUCUUUUGACACUGAUCCUCAAGACAUAAUCAGCAGAAUCAGAGAGAUUGGAAUAUUAAAAAAGAAAAUAGAGUUAUACUUGGAAUAUUCGAAGGAACCCCUGAACUCCGAACAGUUUAAAGGAAUGCUUGAAGAAGGAAAUGAAUUAUUACAGGCUGUGGAAAAACACAAAAACACUGUUGAAGGGUUUUUGAGUGAAUUUGAAACUGCGUACAUAGAUACGAUAGAAAAUGUUCGGGAAGAGUUCAAAAAGACUAAAUACCCGGCAUAUAUUUCCAAAGCACUGUCUACUUGGGAAGAAGCCCUAACCUCUUUUAAAGGUUCCAUUACCGAGAUCGAAGCACUUUUGGCCAAAAACUUAUUCGGUGAAGAUCUCCGAGAGCGCCUAUUUGAAAUAAAAUUGAGAUUCGACACGUAUCGUGCCAGCUUAGAGGAAAAACUGCAUUUUAUUAAAAGCGGUGAUGAAAGUCGUUUGAAUGAAAUAAAGAAGUUACAUUUGCGCAAGUUCCGUUCUCAAAAGAGAAAGGAGGAAAAAUUGAAAAGAAAACUUGAACAAGAAAAAAGCGAAAGGAAUAACCAAACAGAACCGGUAAUAAACAAUUCGACUAAUAAGGAGGAUACUCCUGUUAACGAUAAAACUACUGAAUCAAAUCCAUCAUUUAAGAAUGACAUUCUGCAUGAUGAAUUAUAG
Molecule: messenger RNA, 2646 nt
Organism: Saccharomyces eubayanus
Lineage: Eukaryota; Fungi; Ascomycota; Saccharomycetes; Saccharomycetales; Saccharomycetaceae
Gene: LHS1
Product: Hsp70 family chaperone LHS1
Exons: 1
Coding region: 1-2646 (881 amino acids)
Biological process (GO): negative regulation of hypoxia-induced intrinsic apoptotic signaling pathway; endoplasmic reticulum unfolded protein response; cellular response to hypoxia
Cellular component (GO): endoplasmic reticulum chaperone complex
Molecular function (GO): ATP binding; ATP-dependent protein folding chaperone
Source: RefSeq, a predicted model, not a curated record